Molecule: messenger RNA, 3595 nt
Organism: Mucor mucedo
Lineage: Eukaryota; Fungi; Mucoromycota; Mucoromycetes; Mucorales; Mucoraceae
Exons: 2
Coding region: 137-3556 (1139 amino acids)
Source: RefSeq, a predicted model, not a curated record
CAAACAGCAUUGUCUUGUUUUUAUUUUAAUCUUUUCCUUCUUCUUUAAAAUCAAUUAGAUUUAGUCGGUAAAUAUGAUAUAAUAAUCUAUACUUGAUUUAUACAAAUACUGAAUAUACACUUAAUAAUUUUUUAGCAUGCCUAGACCAAACCCGUUUCUUCGUCGUGCUUCAUCUCCAGGUGAUAUUAAUCAUGAAAGUAGUCAGCAGUUAUUAUCAGUACCUCCUUUACCACCACAUCCCGCAAAAUUGACUCAGGCUUCACUUUCGGAUUCAGCAUUAAAAGUGCCUGUUCGACCUUUAACUUUUCGAAAUACACAAUCUCGAAUGAUGAGUAUAAGACCUUCAAGAUUCAUUAAAGCAUCCACGCCUACUUCCUCCACCUCUUCUCCCAUUAUUUUGAAUGAUACUAGCACAACGUCAUCCGAAAUGUCUUCCUUUAUUCGUCUUUUUGAUACAUAUACUCAAAAGAUGUAUAUUGAAGGCUAUUUGAUGAAGCAUAAUUCAGAUAAUAGCAACAGCGAGGAUAAUACAAAAAAAGCUCGUACAAAGAUGUUCGCUGAGCUAUCUGGUUCAACACUAACUUUAUGGGACACUGAAUUACCUGGUUCAACCAUCAUGCCGACCUAUCUUCAAAUAGUGGAUACAACAGUGGUGUAUUCUAAUUCGAUCAUGACAGACGGUGGUAAAAAGAAGAAACAUCUGUUCUCGAUCUAUAACAAGAAAUCAUCUACUAUUAUUUUUGAAACUUCAGAUGAUCCAACCAUGGUUCGAUGGGUGAGUGCAAUUAGACUUUCUUGCUUUGAAAAGCAGAAAUUACACCAGCUGUUUACCUUGAGAUUAUUAUCCAAUGGCAACAUCAGUAACAGUAUUCAAAAUCUAUCUUCUUCUUCCCUAUCAUCAACCGAAGAGACGUCAACAAAGCAUAACAAUGUUUCUUCCACUUUUCUUCAAGUCAGAGUUCCCGGUACAUCUAUCUGGCAGAAGUAUUGGGUCGUUUUAGUCGAUAAAAAGAAGGAUGAGCAAAAGAACAAGAGGUUCGGCAAAAAAUCCUCCUCCUCCUCCACAGAGUUGAACGAGCAACAUAUCCUGUUAUAUGAAACAAAGAAAUCAAAGACCCCUAUUUUGACUUUGUACCAAUUGACUCAUGCCUAUGCUGUUUAUCCUGAAUCACCGCAGCUCAUUGAAAAGGGAUCCAUGAUCAGAAUCGAUUGUAAAUUGAAGCAUGGUAAAGCAAGCAGUAAUACAAAUGCUAUAGCUGCAACUUCCAGCGAGGCUUUGUCUUCAACAUUAGUCAAUGAGGAUGAAGGUUACUGUUGGUUAAUGGCAGACCAUAGUCAAUUGACCAUUCAGUGGUUAUUGGCUGUGUAUGAUAUUUUUAAAUUAUAUGGUCGCCCAGAAGCUUUACUGAAUGAUUCAAUUAAUCAAAAGGCGCUUAAUUUUGGUGAGCCAGCUCAGGACAUUAAUACGACCGUUCACCCUAAAUUAUUUUUGGAUACCGACGAAAUCAUUCAAGCCAUGGAUGUUUCUUUAAUCACUAGACAAGAUAUUGAAAAUAUCAUGAAUAGUGUCAUUAUGAAGAAGCAGGUGGACAUAGCUGUAUCGAUUACUAGGAGACCGACGGGUACUAGAGCAAAUAGUCUACCCUUAAUUACAGUGUUGUCAGCAGAGGAACAGCAACAAAAGGCAGCCUCAGAUGAAAUUUUCGUAUCUCCGGCUGAUGUAACUACAAAAUUGGAUUUGGAUGAUCAGCCGGCGCCAUUUAAAUUUGCGCGACAUGUUGCUGAUUCAAGUGACGAAAGCGAAGAAGAAGAAGACGACUGUGAUGAGGAAGAUGAAGAGCAAGAUAGUGACGACGAACCUAUUUGCAAAAAGGAUAAAACAAGCAUCUCAACCAAUACGACCAUAUCAUUAUUGCCGGCAACCACCACCAAUGACUCUUUAGCUGAUAGUCUUAUUCCUGAUUUCGAUUUUGGCAAUGGGUUCGAUGUACCUAGAAAUAUUACAGCAGCAGCAGUUGCAGCUGCAGUGAAUGCAUCCAGUAUAUCCAAGACUCUACCAACAAGAGGUAGUCGCCAGCAAAGACCUAGACAUAAUAGCUCAAUUACCAUGUUUGGUCAACCCGACGAAGAUAUAUCCAAUAUCUCAUUACAUACUCGUAAAGCCUCAAUGCCUUCCACCAGUAAAGAAAAGCAAAGAUCCUCCUCCUCUGCUGGUCACCAUUCGAUCUCGUCACCAGUACCUCCUUCAAAUAGUAAUAAUCCUCAGUCCUCUUCUUUAUUUGGAGACUUUAGUUUAACAACUGAUUUUAUGAAAUUCUUGGACGAGCCCCUUGAGCAACGCAAAUACUCGUUGCCAGCCAAUGUAAAGCUUACCUCAAACAGUUUUGAUCAUCACCGAUCCUCACCAUUCCCCACAGAAUCCAAAUCGACUGCCUCAAGCUUCAAUCAUACUGCAAAUACAAGUCAACAAUGGGACAAUGAGUGGGAAGAGGAAGUGGAAGUUGUAGUGGAGGAAGUAGUAGAGGAAGUACCAGUUGCACCCAAGAUUAGACAUCCUUACGAUGAUGAUUCAUAUGACUCGGACUUUGAUGGACCAUUGAUUCCUUCAUUGGGUGAUAAUUUUGCACCUCAAAAUAGUUUAUUGGAUACUUACUUAGGAGAGCAAUUAAGUGCCAAGGAACAAAUAGAAUAUGCCAAGGCAACAGGUCAACCUCUUAUACAAGUUUCAACCAAAAAGCAAGGAGCACCUCGAGGAGGUCUUGUGGGUAUGAUAUCACAACGUGAAAAGGAUCGAAAGGAAGGCAACGGUCUACGUGUCACUGAGCGUGUGAAUCAACACCAUGCACAAAUAGGCCAAGACCGCUUUGAGAGAGAAAAAGAGAGAAGAAUCUUUGAGCAAAGGCAACAUCAGUUUAUGAAGCAUCAGAUGAUGUUGUACGCAAAUGGUUACGGUAUGCCUCCUAUGCCAAUGAUGCAUCCGUCUUUCAUGCCCAUGAGUCCGAUGGGUCCGAUGGGUCCGAUGCCACCCAUGAUGCCCAUGUCACCUAUGGGCCCAAUGAGCCCAAUGUCCCCUAUGGGCAUGGCCAUGUUUCAACAGCAACAGCAACAACAGCAGCAUAAUCAACAACAACAACAACAACAACAGCAACAGCAACAGCAACAGCAACAACAGCAACAGCAACAACAACAGCAACAGCAACAUAAUCAACAGCAAUUUAAUCAAAUACCUAAUUCACCCAACCCACCCCCACUCUUGUCAUUACCACCACAACCUUUCUUAUCACCCAUGCACAGCGCACCCGCAAGCCCUCAUUCACCCGGCUACGGUAAUAAUAUUCGACCUGUGUAUGGACCGCCACCACCUUCCUCCCCCAUGGGAUAUUACCAGCAAGGAAGACAAAGCCCCAGUUUCUCAGCACCUAUCAUUACCCAUAAUAAUAACAGAAGGUUCUCUCGUCCACUUUUAGAUGACGUUGAAGAAAGUCGAACAAAUUCCCCUAUACUGAAAAAGAGUCCAGUUGUAUCUACAUCUUCAGGUACAAGUGUUCGUAUGUAGUAUAUUUUCAAACACGCAUUUAAAAAAAAUAGUACUCUC